Spinacia oleracea (spinach) is the source of this 1604-nucleotide messenger RNA. RefSeq lists its product as uncharacterized. The record is from RefSeq and is a predicted model, not a curated record. NCBI's taxonomy places the organism in Eukaryota, Viridiplantae, Streptophyta, Magnoliopsida, Caryophyllales, Amaranthaceae. The transcript is spliced from 8 exons. The coding region runs from base 378 to 1367 and encodes 329 amino acids.
AACAACUACUGCCAAAUCAUUAAUAUACCUCCUCAAAUAUAUUACACUAAUACAUGUUCUAUUUACGAACAUGGCCAUAAAUUGUAGAUGUAGUUGGCUUGCUAAUUGGAGUUGAGGAGAAAACCUGGGUCAAUGUUGGAUUACAAAGAACCCCAAUACGAAGGAUUCAAAUUGAAGAUCAAUGGUAAAAUAGAAAUUUAAUGUCAACACACACAAUACAUAUACAGAUCCUGACAAAAACUUAUUACCACUAUAUAUGCAGCAACACCAAGGUUGUGGUUACUUUGUGGGGAGCAAAAGCUGACUUGAUAGACACUCACAUAACACAGGAUUAAGACAACUUCAAAGUACUACUCAUCACCUCAACAAAAGUGAGUAUGUAUCAAGGAAACUAUCAGUUGAACUCUACAAAUGCAACGCAGAUACACAUCAACCUGCCAAUUCCAGAAAUAGAAGGUUUCAAGCAAGGGCCUGAACCGAGAACACCUAUUAAACAACUGGAGGCUAAACCACACGAGACACUAGAACAAGCCAUGUUCAAGAACAGAAAAAAGAUACAAGAUAUUCUGCAAAUGGAUCCACAAACAAAGGACAUGUUCACCAUCAGUGCCACAAUCAUGAGCAUCCACCUUGACAAAAAGUGGCAUUACAACUCUUGUGACGCAUGUAAGAAAAAGAUAGAUGAAACAUUCUACUGUACCAAUUGCGAGGUGGUGGUCAAAUACCCAAAAACAAGGUAUCUUUUGACGGUUGAUAUAGAUGAUGGAACUGCAUGUAUCCCAAUGGCAUUGUUCGAUAAGGAGGCUGAAAUAGUCGUCGGAAGUCCGAUACACAAACUUCUUGAACUACAGAAAAAUGACAAUGGCAAAGAUAACGUGUUAGAUCGCCUACAACAUUGUGUUGGGAAACAAUUUGCAUUUAAGGUGAAGCAGAGUACAAGAAGUGAAACAACAGAGCUCAUCUGCCAAAAGACGUUCCACAUAGAUUACCAAUUAGAAAAGUCUUACAAAGAACUACAAGGUGCAGAAGUGGAACAAAAUGUAGCAAAAAAGCAACUCAUGGAUAAAGCCUCAGACACUAUUCAAGUAGAAACAUCACUCUUGGAUAAUGCCACAGGAUCGAAGCCUGAAGUGGAAAGUGACCUGCUAGAAAAAAGGCUACUCCUGGAUAAAGCCUCAGACACAACUACUGGAGUAGAAACACCACUCUUGGAUAACGCCACAGGAACGAACACUGAAGUGGCAAGGCACCUGCUGGAUAACGCCUCAAAAAAGGACACUAGAGUGGAAAGGACUGCAAGGAAGAGAAACAGAAAUGAAAUGGAGACAGACAAAGAAACAACUACAACCGUCAACCGUGAAAACUAAAACAAGCAUGGGUAAACGAAGACACAACCAUGCCAAGUGGAGACACGGCCACAUUAAGUUAUGCACCAAAUAAGAGGAAUACCCUCAAUAAUUCCAACAAAUACAAUAAUAGUUUACUUUAUCAUGUUUAAGAUACAAUUUAGAAUUCGAGUAAAGAUUCGACCAAAAUUCAAAAGACAAUUGUACGUCUCCAGGGAAUUUCACUUUAUAGACAAGUUUUACAUUUUCGUUUAUUAA